Messenger RNA from Schistocerca gregaria, 2086 nucleotides. Its product is annotated as zinc finger HIT domain-containing protein 2-like. The record is from RefSeq and is a predicted model, not a curated record. Lineage: Eukaryota; Metazoa; Arthropoda; Insecta; Orthoptera; Acrididae. The transcript is spliced from 3 exons. The coding region runs from base 535 to 1647 and encodes 370 amino acids.
AAGUUUUCAUUGAGGCCUCCCCUUCAUGAGACCAACGCGCCGGCCCUACGGAGCUCGGCGCGCGACGGGACCCCGCGUCUUCGGAUGGGCCACAUCCUUGAGGGAAAGCGCACUUCGCAUUUCACGCGCCCCGCCUCUCAACGCGCCAUCAAAACUAUGCGACGAUACAGCGCGCAGCUGAUCCAAAGCCCCAAACGCGCCCCCUUUUUUUUUUCCCCAGAAACCUCGAAGCGCGCAUUCGAACGCUCCGCGCGCCGCGUCUCCCCGCCCGAGGGCACACAGACUGUUUCUGCGUACCAAAAUGGCUCUUCGACGCGACCAACCCUUCAGAGCCGAAACAAAUUUGCCACGUGUUCGUAUCGUUCGCCGACUGUCGAGGCGCGAUGGCAAGCUCUCCCCUAACUGUUGCAAUUGGAUAAACCUCGACGUGUGCGCCACGCAAGCUGCCGUGUCGCGCCUGCCGUGUAUACCUGUCCUAGAUGUCAAGCAAAGUACUGCGGCCUGCCUUGCUACAAAAAGCACGGCGAGGCCUGUAUGGAGGAGUUCUACAGACAGCAGUUCAUAAGCGCCAUCCGGAGCCAAAGACCCGCGACGGAAGAAGAAAAGCGAGAGCUCUUAGACAUAUUGGACCGAGAGUCCAUCCGACGCCGGCAAGACGAGGACGAGAUGAAGCGUUUAUUUGGCGACUUGCCUGCUGAUGACUCUGCGGAAGACGCUCGCGAAAGCAAGGAACCCACGGAAAUCUCUGAGCUGUCCGACCUCGACCCGUACGACCCUCGACUCUCCGAACAUGUCCCCCCCAGUCUGGUGUCAGAGAUGAACGAGUGGAUCAAGUCCGGGCUACAUUCUUCGGUCAUCAAACCUUGGAUUCCGUGGUGGUACAGAAACCAUCUGACCCCAGCAAUCUCUGUCUCGGACGAGUUCCAAGAAGCAGGCAGCCAGGUCAACGACGAGACGUACCAAGACGACGCCGAGGCGAAACUAGAGCUAGAACCAGCUUCUAGUCCUCAAAUCUUGAGCUCUGUACCGCCUAUCUCUUCUUUGACGAAGAGCCGACCGUCUCCCCUCAACCUGUUUAACAUCACUAAUGUCGUAUAUGCGUACGUAUACGCAAAGCUGAUUUACAACGGCGACUGGGAAGGAGACGUAGAAAGCGAAGUUGUCGACGUGUUGCUUUCGACCUCCUUGACACUUUCGAAGAACCUCGUCUAUCAAAAUGCGACCACUGCCUGUCAAAGUGCAAUCGAAGCCUCCGUUCGACUGGUCUAUGCCAGACAAACGCCGAGGUUCUGCGUGUCGAUCAUCCGUGACGUGGUGAAGAUCUUCGCCAACGGCUCGCCCUUUGUGCAGGCGUGUUUGAGCGAGUUGUACCGACUUUUUUCGAAGCAACCGAAUGCAAACAUACACAAAAAGCAGGGCUGUUUAUUGAAAAACGUUGCUCGCAAGCUGCUCUUCAUGAUAUCUUGGUGCAAGGACCAAGCGGACAUCCAGCCGUAUCUGCGUGUGUGCCGAGAACUCGAGGCCAUGCUGCUGGAAAAAGAAGCCGACAUGGCGGCGAGCAGGCUGGAGACGGGUGUGAAGGACAAAAAAAUCGAAGUGCUUGAAGACGAGUCAAGAGAAGAAGAGCAGCUUUGCACGCGGGCGUGAACCUUGUUGAGUCUUGUUAUAACAGGCGGGAGGUCUUGGCUGCGAGAAAUCGAGGGCCAACUCGUACACGCUCCGGAGCGGACGAUUUUGCAAAAGGAGAAGCUCAAAGGUCAAGUGGAUGGCGCUUGUCACCAAUGGCACAGAUCGUUACCCCCUCUCGCUGAGAGGAGAAGAGACGCCCUAAAGAACCUGCCAAGUCGGCUUUGCCUAUCAUCUACCCAAUUUUUCACGUCGUGCGAGAUUUCGAAUGCCGAAGAACGUGAGUCAUAGAAGUGAGCAGACUAGCAAGCUUGGCACACACUGGAGAAAGAGAGAGAGCGCGGGGCAGAAGCGUGAUGCUUUGCGGUGAUUGCGCUCUGUUUAUGUCUUAUAUACACGGUCUCAACUGUGGUGGGCACCAACAAAGCGAGUGUGUAGCUAAAUCGAUUUUUUUUUGGUC